Messenger RNA from Trachemys scripta elegans, 3131 nucleotides. RefSeq names its product caudal type homeobox 2 (gene CDX2). The coding region runs from base 231 to 1073 and encodes 280 amino acids. Gene Ontology annotation, molecular function: RNA polymerase II transcription regulatory region sequence-specific DNA binding; DNA-binding transcription factor activity, RNA polymerase II-specific. Gene Ontology annotation, biological process: regulation of transcription by RNA polymerase II; embryo development; anterior/posterior axis specification. Gene Ontology annotation, cellular component: nucleus. The transcript is spliced from 5 exons. NCBI's taxonomy places the organism in Eukaryota, Metazoa, Chordata, Testudines, Emydidae. The record is from RefSeq and is a predicted model, not a curated record.
UGUGCCAUUACUAAUAGAGCCUUGUAAACAAUCGUUAAUCAUGUAAGUGCUGCCGGCCAAUGGGUUCGGAUCGCUAGUGGGAGAGAGACGGCUCUGCAGAGGCAACCAGGGGGACAGUCCCCCCGCUGCCCCCCCCCCGGACCAGAAGGGGAGCCCAUCCCCAAGGAAGAGAAGAGCAGCUCCAGAGCCCCAAGCAGCAUGUGGAGAGCUGCUGCCCGGCUCUCGCCAUCAUGUACGUGAGCUACCUAUUGGAUAAGGAGGUGCCCAUGUACUCCAGCUCCGUGCGCCACUCGGGGGGGCUCAACCUGGCGGCGCAGAACUUUGUCAGCGCCCCGCAAUACCCGGACUAUGGAGGAUACCAUGUGGCCGCGGCCGGGGUGAACCUGGACAGCGCCCAGUCCCCGGGCCCCUCGUGGCCCUCUCCCUACGGCGCUCCGCUGCGGGAUGACUGGAACGGCUACGGGCAGGGGGGCCCUGCCACUGCGGCAGGCAGCGCGGUGCACGGGCUGAACGGCGGCUCCCCCGCCGCGGCCCUGGCUUACAGCCCGGCUGACUAUCACCACCACCACCACCACCACCCGGGCCCGCCGCCCCACGCCGCCUCCGGGGUCAUGCAGCAGCUCAACCCGGGCGCCCCGGCCGCAGAACAGCUCUCCCCUGGCGGCCAGCGGCGGAAUCUGUGCGAGUGGAUGAGGAAGCCGACACAGCCCGCCCUGGGCGGCCAGGUUAAAACCAGGACAAAAGAUAAGUACCGCGUGGUGUACACGGACCACCAGCGGCUGGAACUGGAGAAGGAGUUUCAUUACAGCCGGUAUAUAACAAUCAGGAGGAAAGCAGAACUGGCUGCUACGCUGGGAUUGUCAGAGAGACAGGUAAAAAUCUGGUUCCAGAACAGGCGAGCGAAAGAAAGAAAGAUCAACAAGAAGAAAUUGCAGCAAUCUCAGCCCGGCGCGGUGCACAGCGGCUCGCAAGCGCUGAGCCCGGUCUCCUCCCUCCAGGGAUCAACGGGUCCUGGCCCAGCUGGGGGCGUCCUGGGAGCCGCUGGGGUCUUAGCGCCAUCAGUGACCCAGUGACCGCAGCCAGAGACUGAGUCGGGGGCGGGGGGGCUUCUGCCCUCCUCGGUGAACAGGAGCCCGACGUUCACAGAACCCACCGUGGAAAAGGUCACUGGUCACCCAAUGAAACGGACAGAGCCCAGGCUUUUCCCUCCGUGCACUACAAUGGCCGUAUUGAUCUUCCUCAACCACACUCCAGCCAUUUGCUCUUUGUACAAAGUGUACAGUGUGUCUGUUUCCGUGUGCGGGGAUAUUCAUGAUCUUUUGUGUUUUUACACUGGCGUUUGCAAUGCAGUAAAUACCAAUAUAGCCGAGAGCUGAACCGACAUAGCCUGUAAGUUCUCCAGCUCGGAAUCUCAGGGAUCGGUGUGCAGGUUUUCAUUACACAGGCUGGGCUAGCCACGUAAAAUGUAAAGCACAUUUGUCUUUCCCAACCAUAAACCUUCAAAAUGACCAUCUUGCCUUACAGCGCAGGGAAGGUAAGAUAAGACACUGCUUAAAUGUUCAGAAGGGAAUUGCUUCGUGUUAGCCACCUGUAAAAGAACUCAUAAAUCUGGUGCUGAUGGUCACCCGGCCCGGUUUAUUAGCGUUCUGCACUGCAGAGAAAUUUAGAGGCGAGCUCUCCAGCAGAAACUGCAACUAGCUACACUUGUAAGCGUGAGGAUCCCUGCGUGUGUGAUAUUCUUACCAAGGGGGUUGGGAUGAGAGAGUUGAGAAAUGCCCCCAGUGUAAUGUUCUGUUGUUAAAAUUAUGCGAUUUCUCUUCUCCUUAACCGAACAGCUUCAUACACACAGGAGCCUUCCUGGUUUCCCAGGCUUUAUCCAAGCUUUAUUAUAGGGUCGAAAAUGAAAAGAAAGACCCCAGGGGUGCCUCUGAGCCGCAGGAAGGGUCAACAAACUGCCUGGAGCACAGACAUUUGGGGGUUGGCACAUUUCAAUCUUUUUAUUAAAUGGGGUAGAAAGACCAAAAUAUGGAUUCUUUUCCCAGAUCUGGACGCAGAUAACAGCCGGGAAAAAAAAUCUCUGCAGUCUCUGGUCAAGCUUCAGUUUGGUUUUCACGGUUUUAUUGUAGUAUUACUCAACUCAUUAGCCAACAUCUGGAAAAUUAGUCUUUGAAACACACACAGACCAAGUCUUUCCAACCAGGUCGGAAACUCCAUGUACUCAUUGCACCUGCCAGCGGAUAGGGACAGCUAGCCAGUCUAUACUCAGCGGGGCAUUGGCAAUAUACUUUACCCGGGAUUUGCAGUUAACAGUGUGGCUAUGCGAGUGAAAUUGAUUUGACAUUUCAGACCUGUUAUUGCCCAUGGUAAUACAUGAGCUCCUGCCCCAACAGCUUUGGCCAAUAAACUUUGGCCAAAGACAGCAUUGGUGAGGAUUUGUUCAUGGUGCAAUUUUUAUUCCAUCAUCCCUUCUGGGAAUCUGGUCAAUACCAAUAGUCAAAGGGGGAAAUAGUCUAUUAAAUCCUUCCUGCUAUUUUUAUUUAUAACCUUUCUAUGCUGGAGCAGUUUUAAAUACACUGAUUGCCCCGUGUAAUUUUAGAAAGGCUAUUAAUAAAAUGGGUGGGGUUUUUUGCAGGGGAGGGAGGCUCUUUUAUUACCGAUCUUGUUUUUAACCACUGUUAGGGCUACGGCAGACGUCUGCUAAAAACGGAGAGGUUGUAUAAGUGUUUGUGUAGCUGCGGUGUCAUUCCACGCAGUGGGAGGUUGAAGAUGUGUUAGAAAUUAAGGGUCUUCCAAAGAGGGGAGUCUAGUGCUGCAUGCAGGCUCAUGCCCGAAGACGGAGAAGCUGACUUCAUGUGCCAAGCAUGUGAAAUCAACAUGGGGCUUCCCCCUGGGCUCUGCCGUGGUUUUAAAGCCCUAGUCUCUUUUGUUAGUUGCUUCCAAUAUAAUUUGAUGAGCAAAGGUUUGGUUUUUGGUUUUGGUUGUUUUUUUUUGUUUGUUGUCUCGGUUGCAGAAUUCGUGUCCUGGUGUAUUUUGAAAAGGCAGCAUUCACCGAACUCUGGCGGCUGACAGUGUGCGCCCGCGCAGAUGUAUACCAAUGAAUGUGUAGGAGUACUUGUGGCACCUUAGAGACU